This is a messenger RNA of Aureobasidium namibiae CBS 147.97, 672 nucleotides long. RefSeq lists its product as uncharacterized. The transcript has 2 exons. The record is from RefSeq and is a predicted model, not a curated record. NCBI's taxonomy places the organism in Eukaryota, Fungi, Ascomycota, Dothideomycetes, Dothideales, Saccotheciaceae. Bases 1 to 672 code for a protein of 223 amino acids.
AUGGCCAUAACGAAACGCCCUCGCGACGAUGCCUCCACCGACCGCGCCGCAAAGAAACACAAAAAGGGCUUCGUCGUCGGCCCCCAAAACCUGCCCGACGGCACCCAUCGCCGCAAGACCAUUCAAAUCAAGCGCAACCUGAUCGAAAAGGCAAAACUCAAGAAAGAAUACGCAAAGCAGAAGCAACAAGCCCGAGACGACAUCCAACCAAAGCGCCCAUCAACAUACACGACCACCGACGACGAAACACGAGACUCGCCAGACGAAGACGUCGAGGAAGAGAAAAUCGAGAAGAAAGCGAAAGCAUCGCGACGGUCGAAACCGAAACCCAAAUCGCCAUCACCGUCGCCUGCUUCCGCGCCCGCAGCUGUCGCAGAUGCACCCGCAGAAACUACAGAGUCAAAUCUCACAGGCAUCCACCACAGCCGCCGUCAGAAGAUUAUUCCCUUUGCAAAAGAGCACCGCGCUGCUCAACGCCAAAAGCGCGAAGCCGAAGAACGUCGUGCCGCUUACGAGAGCUCGCAACGGGAAAGAGAAGAGAAGACCGAGGAAAGAGAAAGGUUCAGAAAGGCAAUGGCAAAGGCAAGAAGUGGAGGAAAGAACGGUCAGAGGAAGCUGGGAAGAGAAAGCACUGUUUUGCUUGAUCGCAUAAAGAGAAUGGUCCAGCAGUAA